CUCGCCUUCCGAGAGCUAGUACAACACAGAUCACCGCAGCGCAGCCGCACAUACACCCGCCUUCGUAGCCCAAGCCUACAUCUGACACCAACAGAAGAGAAGGGCCGGCCAUGUCGAGCUCAAAGCGCCUUGCCAAGGAACUGGCCGACCUGACAAAGGAGCCACUUGAUGGAAUCUCGGUCGAGGCCAGCGAAGAGAACCUGUACAAGUGGAAUGCACGAAUCCAAGGCCCAAGCUCGACGCCGUACCAGGGGGGCACCUUUGAGGUUGCCAUUGACUUUCCCAUCGAGUACCCCUUCAAAGGACCCAAGCUCCGCUUCCUCACGCCCGUCUACCACCCAAACGUCGACAAGGACGGGAAUAUGUGCGUGGGCGUCAUCAAGGCCGAGGCGUGGAAGCCCAGCACCAAGGCCUCCACAAUCCUCUUGGCGGUCAGUCAGUUGUUGGCGGAGCCCAACCCGGACGAUGCCCUCGUGACGGAGCUCGCCGACGAAUACACCAACCGCCGAGCUGAAUUUGAGAAGCAUGCCAAGGAACACACCCAAAAGCACGCAAAAAAGUAGAGCAGUAAUCACACAUUCAUACGAAGCAAGCCAUCUAUCUGCCCACUUAAAAGGCAAGAAAACUCAGAGAGCAAGAAGUUCCAUUAUCAAUCAUCGUCGUCGUCAUCAACAUCAUCC
Acaromyces ingoldii is the source of this 680-nucleotide messenger RNA. Its product is annotated as putative UBC5-E2 ubiquitin-conjugating enzyme. Bases 111 to 563 code for a protein of 150 amino acids. The record is from RefSeq and is a predicted model, not a curated record. The transcript is spliced from 9 exons. NCBI's taxonomy places the organism in Eukaryota, Fungi, Basidiomycota, Exobasidiomycetes, Exobasidiales, Cryptobasidiaceae.